Messenger RNA from Pangasianodon hypophthalmus (striped catfish), 13512 nucleotides. RefSeq names its product ATPase phospholipid transporting 11A (gene atp11a). Gene Ontology annotation, biological process: phospholipid translocation. The record is from RefSeq and is a predicted model, not a curated record. The transcript is spliced from 30 exons. Gene Ontology annotation, molecular function: ATP hydrolysis activity; magnesium ion binding; ATP binding. Lineage: Eukaryota; Metazoa; Chordata; Actinopteri; Siluriformes; Pangasiidae. The coding region runs from base 3295 to 6957 and encodes 1220 amino acids. Gene Ontology annotation, cellular component: endoplasmic reticulum; recycling endosome; trans-Golgi network.
AUGCAUACUUAAAAAAGUAGUAUGCAUAUUUAAAAUGAGUGUGCCCAGAGUAAGUGUGCAAACAAACUCCAGCAUUUUCAGACUUGGCGUGAACACUUGACUCGGUCCACACUCAGAACUGCCCUCGUUUUGGGGAAGGGCUUAUAUUCGCAGAUUUGCGUUAACAUAGAAUUCGUUCAGAACCGUGGCUCACGUGUGGCUCCAUACGUCACAUUUGUGCAUGCAUAUUUGCAAAAUGGUAGUCUCAUUUAUUUGCAACACUCAAGUGGAGAAGGACAGCGUGUUUUGGACGCAUGGCAUCAUGCCGAAAUACCAGCAAACAUGGAGCCAGAUUUAUAUAAGCAAAUUUUUAGCCAUGCAGGCUGUUGUGAUUUUCUUGAUGCUCUCUGUUACACUCACUCACGCGGCAAAGGUGAGCCAAGUACACUGCUCCAGUGCCGUGAACGUCACAUGUCAAUAAGGCAUUUCAUCCCUUUAAUAACCCUUUCUUCAUCAUCAUCAGGAAACUUGAAACAGGAAGUAACAUGAAAAGUUGGAACAUUGACAUUUACUAGGCAUCAGGCACCGAGAGCAGAAAGAUUCCACACCUGAUGUGGACCACACCACGUUUCGGUGGAAGCGAACUCCAGACCAUGGUUUUCAAGAAGACUGCUGGACUACUCCCAGGCUUGAAAACAUCUUUCACACUUCGCCAAACAGUAGUGUUCUAACACACGGCAGUAAGACUGUAAUAUACGUUUAAGUAUUCAUCAGGGAAACAAAGUAAAAAGCUAUCAGUACAAAGAGCCUAAUUAAAUGUAAUACUAAAUAAGUACUAAGAGCUAAGAGUGUCCCUUUUUCCAAGUAGUGAUCAUUUACAUUUAUGUGUUUUAUUUCUGUUGGCUGUAAAAGAGGAAAGGACGGCUUUGUGCACUGAACAUAUAAACCAGCUAACAGUGCUGAAUUAGGGUGAGUGGAUCUGUUUCUGGAGAUCUGCCUCUCUAAUACCCAAUUUAACACUUGAUACUAAUGAUCAGAUGCUCAAAAGAUACUGAUUAGCCGGAUCUCUAAGGUGUAAGUGCACUUCCUGAAUCAACUACAAUGAUUUUAAAUGAUUUUAAGCAAUAAAAUUGAGUGUCCUGACAACUACUUUCAAUUAGAUUCAUUCUGAAAGGAGUUUUAUUUAUCUCUCAUCUCACUCUCCUCUCCACUCUUAAUCUUUAUUUUCUAUCUUCAUCUGUCUUCCUAUCUUUUUCUCUUCUCAUCUUAUCUCUUCUCUUCUUUUCUCUUCAUUCUUAUCUCUUUCUAUUUGACUCAUCUUGUUGCCUUCAUCUCUUGUUUUUGGUUCUUAUCUGUAUAUAAUCCCUAAAUAAUUGAUUAUGGUUUAUUUAAUACGUUGCUGACAUGCAGCGUCUCUAAACAACAGAGUGAAACAGCAGGGUGUUCAAUAUGGCAAAAAAAAAAAAAAAUCAUGUUCUAACACUCUGGGACAUUUUCACAGCACGCAGCGUGUAUCAGGAUAUUUUGGUUUGCUCACAGAGCGAACCAAACACAAUUUAAAAAUCUCACGAUAAACUAUUGUUGUGAUUAUGUCAAGUGCGUAUACACUGAAGUGUGGAUAACCAAUCAGAUUACUGCCUGCAAGAUUCUGAAGUGUGUGACAGAUAAGUACAAUAAGUAUAAAAUGCUGUGUGGGCUGUGGGCGGAGCAUCAAGGUAUGACGGCAUGAAUAGAGAGCCACUACUGAGUACAGAAACAGGAGUGUAGUAUAUCUUAAAAUAAGUAUGCAUACUUAAAAAAGUAGUAUGCACACUAAGAAAGUAAGUAUGCAUACCUAAAAAAGUAGUGUGCAUACUUAAAAAAGUAGUAUGCAUACUUAAAAAAUGUAGUGUGCAAAAAAAGUAUGCAUACUUGAAGAUAGUGUGUAUUAAAUCCAGAAUUCUUAGCAGGGUUUUCAUACACUCCAGUAAGACAUUUAUUUAUUUAUCUACAUUUAUUUGGUCAUCAUGGAAACAAAAUGAUACAAUGAAAGUGAAAAGACGUCAUUUAAAUGCAGUAUUGUUCAAGCGUGUUAUUGUUUAAUUUCUUUUUAAAAGUCAUCAGUGUUCAGGGAAAGUUGAGUAGAAUUUACUGAUGUGAGAUUUAUUUCUAGUGGAACUGGCAGCUUGGUGCAGAAUCCGAGGUGCUCGCAUCUAUAGCUUAGCCGUAGCAUUUAUGAAAGUAGAAUGUUCACCCUUCCUACGGUGAUGUGGGAGACGACGUAAAACGAUGCUUUUUUGCUUUUUCAGCUAAAGUCAGAACAAAUGGGAGUAAAAUUCACCUGGCGGAAAAAGACAGUUCAGUGAUGAAGAAAAGACACGGAACUUGAAAGAUGCUUCUUGUAGUGUAGUGGUUACUUCUGCUUCAUGACUACUUCAUGUACGUGAACUUUGACCUAGCCUAGGUGUUGUGAGCCAGUAGAAACCAAGUGGGCGGGACUGUGCUGUAUUGGUCAGUAAAAAUAAAUGGAGUAGCUAUUAUUAUGAAGUGGAGAAGCUCACACUGCCUCACUGUUAUCUUUCUGUUUUCUGAAAAAAAUGGUCUGUAUUGUUUACUGAUAUGUGCUAGGUUUCUUGUGGUAAAUUAGUUUUUCCAGCCUGUUAGGAUCUUCUUGUUAGCAAUGUUUUCACUGCUGUGAAAUGUUGCAUCAGAAUUGCACUGAAUAUCUAAAACAGGUAACUAGUGUCCACUGAUGAAGAGGUUGUGAGCAGGCCGGUUUCUGGAGAUCUGCCUUUCUAACAUCUAAUUCUAAUGUUCAGAUGCGUUAGAGAUGCUGAUUAGCUGGAUCUCAGAUUGUCCAUCAACUGCAACAGACAAAAAUUGCAUUAAAAAAGAGCAGAAUAUGAUGAGAUGUCUUCAAGCAAUAAAACUGAAAACCAUUGAAAGCUCUUAACCGCUUUCCUGACAUCAUCUACUUUCAAUUCAUUUAAUUCUCAAACUGCCUUUAAAACGGAUUUUUCUUCUUUGGGGGGAAAAAAACAACCCAAACAGAUCAUUUGAGAGCUCAUGUGACUGUAGACAGCCAGAAGGUCGAUGGAAUUAGAGGCUGGUCAUGCUUCUUCACACAGAAGCAUACUUUCAGAUCGUGGGAACUUAAGCUGGCUCGACCAGACAUCACUUUACAAAAGCGCUUGCGAGGCUCACCACGCCAGCUCGACAAGAAACCCUGUAACAUACAGUCAGCGAUAACCGACAGACUCUAUAUGAGUAACACAGACACAGACAGGAGGACGUAUCUGAUUUUUGGGGGGGAUAUCAGACCACAGCUUGGAGUUUAUGGGUGUAAGAGAGAAGAGAGAGAAGAUCUACAGAUAUGAAGCCGGGCAUAAUGAAGACAACACGCUGCAACAGUGUGCAGGGGAGGAGAACUGGGUGGACAGCAGGACGGUGUAUAUCGGACAGAAAGUGCCACCCCCUGGCACUGAGGCCUACAUCCCUCAGAGGUUCCCCGACAACAGAAUAGUCUCCUCUAAGUACACUUUUUGGAACUUUAUUCCGAAGAAUUUGUUUGAACAAUUUAGAAGAAUUGCAAAUUUCUACUUUCUCAUCAUCUUUCUUGUACAGUUAAUCAUCGACACUCCCACCAGUCCCAUCACCAGUGGUUUACCACUUUUCUUUGUCAUCACUGUAACCGCCAUUAAACAGGGCUAUGAGGACUGGCUCAGGCACAAGGCGGACAACGCCAUCAACCAGUGUCCCGUUCAAGUCGUCCAAAAAGGCAAAGUGGUGCGCAAGCAGAGUCGCAAGCUGCAGGUGGGUGAUGUGGUGUUGGUGAAGGAGGAUGAGACGUUCCCUUGUGACCUGAUCCUGCUUUCCACCAGUCGAGACGAUGGCACGUGUUUCGUCACCACUGCCAGCUUGGACGGCGAGUCCAGUCACAAGACCUAUUAUGCAGUUCAGGACACCAAGGCCUUUAAUACAGAGAAGGAGGUGGACCAACUGCAGGCCACUAUAGAAUGUGAACAACCCCAACCAGACCUCUACAAAUUUGUGGGACGCAUCAAUAUUUAUUUGGACCGAGAUGAGCCCAUUGCAAGACCUCUGGGCUCGGAAAACCUGCUGCUGCGAGGGGCCACGUUGAAAAACACAGAGUUCAUAUAUGCUGUGGCUAUCUAUACUGGCAUGGAGACCAAAAUGGCCCUGAACUAUCAGUCCAAAUCCCAGAAACGCUCUGCUGUAGAAAAGUCUAUGAAUGCGUACCUGGUUGUUUAUCUCUGCAUCUUGAUCAGUAAAGCUCUAAUCAACACUAUCCUCAAGUACGUGUGGCAGGCCGAUCCCAACCGAGACGAGCCCUGGUACAACCAAAAAACAGAGACCGAGCGGCAACGUCAUGUAUUGAUACGGGCCUUCACAGACUUCCUGGCUUUCAUGGUCCUCUUUAACUACAUCAUUCCUGUGUCCAUGUACGUGACUGUGGAAAUGCAGAAGUUUCUUGGCUCUUAUUUUAUUACGUGGGACGACGAGAUGUUUGACGAGGAGCUGGGAGAGGGUGCGCUUGUUAACACGUCGGAUCUUAAUGAGGAACUCGGGCAGGUGGAGUAUGUCUUCACUGAUAAGACAGGAACUCUGACGGAAAACAACAUGGAGUUUAUCGAGUGCUGUGUAGACGGUCACGUGUACGUACCUCACGCUAUCUGCAAUGGCCAGAUUAUGUCUGGAGCCGGCAGCAUUGACAUGAUCGACUCGUCGCCCUGCACUGAGCGGAAGGAGCACGAGGAGCUGUUUUUCCGGGCGCUAUGCUUGUGUCACACAGUGCAGGUGAAGGAGGAAGAGACGGUGGAUGGCAUUAAGAGGGGAAUCCACCAGGGAAAAUCCUCGUCCUUCUACAUCUCCUCCUCUCCUGAUGAGGUGGCGCUGGUGGAGGGCAUGAAGAGGCUGGGCUUCACCUACCUGCGACUGAAGGACAACCACAUGGAGAUCCUGAACAGGGAGGAAGAGAUCGAGAGGUUUGAAUUGCUGGAGGUGUUAAACUUCGACUCUGUGAGACGGAGAAUGAGUGUUAUCGUCAGAUCCAGCUCAGGGGACUUUUACCUGUUCUGUAAAGGUGCCGACUCGUCCAUUUUUCCCCGAGUCAUCUCAGGGAAAGUAGACCAGGUCCGAGCUCGGGUAGAGCGUAACGCUGUGGAGGGUUUGCGGACACUUUGUGUAGCGUACAAGAAGCUGACUCGGGAGGACUACGAGCAAGUUUGUCGUCUUAUCAGCAGCGCUAAGCUAGCUCUGCAUGAGCGGGACAGGAAGCUGGCUGAGGCGUAUGAUCUCAUCGAGAGGGAUUUCAUCCUGUUGGGAGCAACAGCUGUCGAGGACAGGCUACAGGACAAAGCAGCCGACACCAUCGAGUCUCUGCACAAAGCAGGCAUGAAGGUAUGGGUCCUCACUGGUGACAAGAUGGAGACAGCGGCUGCCACGUGCUACGCCAGCAAGCUGUUCCGCAGGAGCACACAGAUCCUGGAGCUGACCACAAAGAGGACGGAGGAGCAGAGCCUGCACGAUGUGCUGUUCGACCUGAGCAGAACCGUACUGCGGCAGCACGGCACCAUGAGCCGAGACACGUUCUCUGGCCUGUCUAAUGAGUUCCAGGACUACGGGCUGAUCAUUGACGGAGCCACUCUGUCUGCAGUGCUGAAACCGGCGCAGAACGGCAGUACAGGAAACUACAAGGAGAUCUUCCUGGAGAUCUGCAGGAACUGCAGCGCUGUGCUGUGCUGCCGCAUGGCCCCGCUUCAGAAAGCGCAGAUCGUUAAGCUGAUAAAGAUGUCAAAGGAGCAUCCCAUCACUCUGGCCAUCGGAGACGGCGCGAAUGACGUCAGCAUGAUCCUGGAAGCUCACGUGGGCAUCGGCAUCAUGGGUAAGGAGGGAAGACAGGCAGCCCGCAACAGUGACUAUGCAAUUCCAAAAUUUAAGCACCUGAAGAAGAUGCUGCUGGUGCACGGCCAUUACUACUAUAUCAGAAUAUCCGAGCUGGUGCAAUACUUCUUCUACAAGAAUGUGUGCUUCAUCUUUCCCCAAUUUCUUUAUCAGUUCUUCUGUGGCUUCUCCCAGCAGCCACUAUAUGAUACAGCAUAUCUAACACUGUACAAUAUCAGCUUCACCUCACUGCCCAUCCUGCUCUACAGUCUGAUGGAGCAGCACAUCAACAUGGACAUCCUGAAAAGGGAUCCUUCACUUUACAGAGACAUUGCGAAGAAUUCUCUGCUCCAAUGGCCCAUCUUCAUCUACUGGACAUUUCUAGGAGUCUUCGAUGCACUAGUCUUUUUCUUUGGUGCUUUCUUUCUAUUCGACAACACCAGCUUCACCAGCAACGGACAGCUAAUGGCCACAAACACGCAGAUGAUGUUUGGAAACUGGACGUUCGGAACUCUGGUGUUCACAGUGCUGGUAUUUACAGUCACGUUAAAGCUCGCUCUGGACACACACUACUGGACGUGGAUCAACCAUUUUGUCAUAUGGGGAUCUCUGCUGUUCUAUGUGAUCUUCUCACUUCUCUGGGGUGGCAUCAUUUGGCCGUUCCUGAACUAUCAGAGGAUGUACUACGUCUUCAUGCAGAUGUUGGCCAGUGGACCCGCGUGGCUCAGCAUCAUUCUGCUCAUCAUGGUCAGUCUGCUGCCUGAUGUGCUUAAGAAAGUGCUGUGGAGAGCGCUGUGGCCCACCACCACCGAGAAAAUACAGAAUGCAGACAAGCUGUAUAAGGGUCAGCUGUCGGAGUUUACCCCUCUGUCCUCUGUCCACACUCCACCUGUCCACAAACGGGGCGGUGAUGAGGAUCAAAGCCACGCCCAUCGCAGGUCUGACUCUUCCCCUCGUAAAAAAGUGAUGUACACCCGCUGGGGGGGUGGCCCCGACUACUGCACUUUCCGCCCUUUCUUCCGAUUUGGGGAAAACCCCAGGCUGUCCGGGAUGGCGUACGCCUACACUGCACCCGGGCCUGAAACUUCCAUCUGAAAUGAAAGUUUAAGCUAACAUUGAGACUUGCACACAUUAGCACAGACUGAUCCUGAAAUUGAAAUUGUUAAAGGCUUGUUAAAGUAUUCACUUGAAGUACACACUCUGUUCGCCAAGGCAGCACACAGCAACAAGGCUGGGUGUUGGUUGGUGGUUUGGAGCCAGGCUUAAAUGGGCCAGCGGGUCCAUAGGAGUGUUCAAAGUGCUGUGUUAAGGGGCCUUUUUACCGUGAUUCCCCUGUGUAUGUGUUUGUCUGUGUUUGUGUGUGUUACCCUGAAUCAUACCUCCCAUGUGAAUAUGACUUGAAACUAAUAUCCUGGCACUGAGCAGCUAUAAUACAGCAUACAGCUUUCCCUCUUGAUGGAAAUGAUCUGAAUGUGGAUAUAUACACUCACUGACUAAUUUAUUAGGGACACUUAUACACCUGCUCAUUCAUACAGUUGGCCAGUCAGCCAAUCACAUAGCCAAUCACGUGGGGAAAGACCAGGCAAUGUUUCUUUUGGUGUGUCUGUACCCACUUUAGCCUCAGAUUCCUGUUCUUCUUCUUUCUGACCUGAUGUGGUCUUCAGCUGUUGUAGCCCAUCCACUUCAAGGUUUGACGUGUCGUGUGUUCUGAGAUGCUCUUCUGCUCACCAUGUUAGUAAACAGUGGUUAUUUGAUUCGCAUAACCUUCCUGUCAGCUCAAACUAAUCUGCCUGUUCUUCUCUGGAUAUUUUUUGUUUUUUGCACCAUUUUGUAUCAUCUCUAGAGACUGUUGCAUCAAAGUCACUGAGAUCCCAUUUUUUCCCAUUUUUUCUGUUGUCUGAUGUGACCAUUAACUGAGGUUCUUGACCUGUAUCUGCAUGAUUUUAUGCAUCGAGCUGCUGCAUGAUUGGCUGAUUGAAUUAUUGCAUGAAUGUGCAGGUGUAAAGAUCCAGUGAGUGUAUAUGACAUUUAAAAUGGAGUUGCGUGAUCUGUAAACAGAUCCUCACACUUGUUUCUUCCUUUUCUCUUGAAUUUUCUUCCCUUCCCUUCUUGUUUUUUUUUCUUCUUUCUUUCAUAUUUUUUUUAGAACAAACUGGUGUUGCCUUUGCGCAAGUCUAUUUUUGAGGAACUCUCCGUAAAGGCACCGUUAUGUUGAAUUGUAAGUGGCUGAACUUUGGCCAUUGUUGCAUCUUUACUCCACUAGCUAGAGCUCGUCAAGAAUGCCAUAGGUGUGUGUGUGUAUAUGUGUGUGUGUGUGUGAGUGUGUAUGUGUGUGUUUGUGAGACAUGAGACAAGCUAGAACUGGACUUUCACAGCUUUGUCAUUUGUAAUAUAAUUGCACCAGUAGAGUAGCUGAUAUGAUGAGUUAUCAUUUUAACUCUAUCGCUAGAAAAAGUCUAAACCUGAGUUGUCAUGGCAGCUUGUUAGUCUGGUGUAGGUGCUUAGAGAUGUGCUAUAGCUAUUUAUGUCAACCCUUCCCCUCUCCCAACCCAUUAAAAUGCCUUUCAUUAGCUUUUUUUUGUAACGCUUCUCUGACAAACCUGACUAUCUACCUUAGCAUCCAUGUUCUUCUGCCUUAACGCCAUAACAUUUCCCAUGCUUCGUACUGUGGUCUGGACACCAAAGGUUGUAAAAUAUGAGAUAAACGGAGUAAACUAGUGUUCUUCUUGCCUUACACUGAUUUGAGGGAGCGGGGAACGGGCGCAUGACGGCAUUAGACGAAUCCCACCGCACUGCCUUAAGUUCACACGCUGCACCAGCAGACGGCUGGAUGGUAGACAGUUCCCUUUUAGGCUGAUUGCAGAUCAGUUUUUCCUCUAUUACCAUAUGUCAUAUAUAUAGAUAUCACUAUAUUUUUGGUAGAGUAUAAAUAUUUCGCUUUGGAUUGAUGAAUGGAAAAGCUGGUUGAAGAUCAGUGUAAAAACAGGGACUCAUUUUUGGAGAGAUGGAUAGCAGUAAUGUGGUUCUCAUAACAUCUGCUACAGCCAGCUAAGCCACGCAAGACUCCUGAAAGAUUUUCGUUGCAUUAUUUUCACUCCCAAUGGCAGCAAGCUUUGCUAUAUUUAUUUGGCUAGUACUUAACAUUUGUAUUGACAUGGUUUUAUUUCUGUGUUGAGCCUCAGCUUGGAGCCUUGUGUCGCUAAGCUAGCUUCAUACUGUCAUUGUAAUUCAGUCCUUAUCUGUUUGUCCAGUGCACUUUUAUCAAUGUGUCUCUUAAUCAGCCGGUUCACUGGCUACACCUCAGAUGGCUCCUGUUCACUAUGUAGCAUUUCCCUUUAAUUCAUUUACUUCAUAGUGAAGAGAAGCCAUUUUGGAUUUCCAAGCAUCUAUUAAGCAUAUUAAGCAUAUUAAGCAUACUGACUCAUAAAAUAGAGCGAGUAUUUUAAUAUUAGUACAAUAGAUGAUUAUAGGUCAAUGCUUCAGUGGGACAAUUUGAAUUGGGUCACAAAGAUUUGUAUUACAGUUCUGUUGUCUUGGUAAAACUUUACGUUAAGGCUUCAUGACACAUACAUAAGGCAUUCAUGACAAUUGACGUAUACAGUUACAAAGGCUAAUUCCAACUGUCAGCUGUCUGCGCUCAUAAACUCUGCUUUCAUCAGUUCUGAUGUCGAGUUGACAUAACACCUGAAUUAAGUGACAUUUGGUGGACAUGAGUUUGUGUUCUGACAUAGUCUCUGCUUACCUGCAUUUAAAAGUCAUAACAAAUUACUUUGUAGCUCAGCCUCCUUUUAUUAAACAUCAAAACUCUAAAAGCUUGAGGAAAAAAUUACAUAAAGCUUUUGUCAUGGCAAUGUAAUGAAGGUAACAUAUAAAUGUUAUAAGCAUUAGUUAGAAAUUCACUUAGGGGUCAGAAUGAGUGGUAUAAUGAGGACCUGCAAACAACCUUUAUGCAUUUUGCAUAGGAACCCCUCAUUUUAACAUCAGAGUACGCUGCGACGAGUUAUCACUCAAUUUCACAAAAAUAAAAAAAACUUUCUCCCCUUCCCUUUUUUCUUUCCGUUUUCUCAACAGUAAUAACCGCAGACGAGCUAAUCAACAUAUGAGCCAAUAUCUCUAAUAUUAAUAUACAUCCCUGGAAGCCCUGUCCUCCUUCCCAUCCCAUUCCAAAAAAAGGAGAAAAAUAAAAGAACUUGGUCUUGUCAAAAAUAACCCUUUACACAUCUUUUUUUUUUUAAUCUAAGUUUGUAUUGGUUUUCCAGUACAAACAAAAGUAAAUAAAUUUAAUUUAAUUUAAUUAAAAAAAAAAGAAAGUAAGAAAAAAGGGGAAAAAAAGGGCGGGGACAAUGUAAUACACACCACAAUGGAUAAGUACAUUUUAUUAUUAUUAUUAUAUUAUUAUUAAUAAUAAUAAAAUUAUUAUAAUUAUAUUAUUAUUAUACAUAUAUUAUAUAUGUUAUUGAUACGUAAAAAGUGAUUAAAUAUGCCGAGUUCUACAGUAACCGCCAGGUGCUCGGGGUUGGGUGGUGUGGGUAGGGAAGCUGCUGCGCGUCUGUUUUUAUUUUUUUUAAAUCUAGACACUAGAAAAGUUUACAUCGCUGUGUGUAGAAUCUCUUUCCUAGAAUAGGAGGAAAGAAUGUAAACGUUUCUAUUGUAAGCUUUUAUGCUUUAAAGCGUGGAAACUUUCCUACUGUGUAUUUUUUAACUGAAACAGACACUUGGGAGAUUUGUCCCCUGUAUAUAUGCACACUACAGAAACAAACCCCGCCUUAUUCCUCGUCAGGAUUGGCAGGUCAGUAUUAUGUAAUAACAUUCAUUAUGCAACACUGUUAUGUAAGUCUGACAUUACUGCAGUACACUGAGCUACAAAGUCAGCUGUCAUGACGUUAUAACAAGAAGUUAUAACACAAAAAUAUGUCAACAGUAUAAACAGCAGUCACUUAAUUUAGCUCUGAUAUCAGCUUUACUUCAAAAAUCGAUGAAGGCAAUCUCUGCCAGCUGGUGGAAUAGUAAUAGAUUAUAUAGAUUUAUGUCAGUUGUCAUGAAGGGUUUAUGUACAGUAGCUGUCACGUAGCUCAAGGAACACUGUCUUAACAUUGGACAAGUAUGCCUAAUCUAAUCUAAUCUAAUCUAUCUAUAUACAUGUUACAUCAUUCUUAUAGUGCAAUGCUUGAAGAUAAUUCUAGGUGUUAUGUCUCACAUCUCGACAGUCUGCAUUGUCUCCUUUCCUUUUACAUUCCUUUUUUGUCCUCUUUUUUGUCUUUGUCUUUGCUUGCAUCCUCAGACGUUUCGGAUCAGAUCCUCUCAUCUACUUUCAUACGUACUUUUACUGUGUUUGUUUCCAAAAAUCUCAUGGCUGUUCAUCGAUCUCUGAGCUUUUAACCACUCUCCAUGGCACAGUUAGAGACAGAGACAGAGAGAUAUAUAUUGAGAGAGUAUAUUCUAAUUGCUAAGAAGACCAAUGUUAAGAUAGUGUUGUAUUUUUUUUUAUUUAUUUAUUUUUUUUUUUUGCUUUGGCUAUUCUCUCUUUCUUUGUUUAACAUUUUAGCUGCUUGUGAGUAGGUGCCUUGUGGUUGAUGCACAUCCAUUGAGUUAGGAAGCUAAAAUAAGUCCAGGAUGCUUCAAUACUUUUUUUUUUCUCCAAACCCUCAACAUUAUGCGAGAAAGGCCAAGGUCAAUACUUUAUUUAUUGGUGUCAUGUGACAUUAUUUUAGAGAUUUGCAAGAGUUGCCAGGUGUUACUUUGGAAAGAUGUCAGUUUUUUUUUUUUUUUACUUGUGAGAGUUUAAAUGUAUGUCAUGCCACAAUCAAAAUAGAAAUGCUAUAUAUUAACGUGUGUCUGUGAUGAGGUUUACAGUUAUAGAAUGAAUUUAGGAAUGAAUGAAUGAACUAAUGAACAAUCUAACUUGAAUGGAUGACUUCGCUUCUGGUCCAAAGCUGCAUUGCUCAAUGUGUCUGAAUGUAAUCGUCAUUUAUUAUUCAAACUCCAACACAUCAUCAGUUAAUUACUCAAACUCCAACACAUCAUCAGUUAAUUACUCGAACACUUCAUUAGUUAAUUACUCAAACUCAAACACAUCAUCAGUUAAUCAGAGUCUGGAUGUUUGCAUGUUAACGGUAGCUGCUAAGCUUAAUCAUGCGUCUUUUUAUAUUUCUGCUAAUUUAUAUAUUAGCAUAUAUCUUACAGGUUCGGGGUUAAUAGGCUUUUGCUCAGUGACUCUGUGGCAGAACUUACACCUGAACUGUAACCACUGAACUUAUAUAUUGUAAUGCAUUUUCCUCAGCUUUGAUUUGUCAUUCCUGAAUUCAAAAAUGAUCAGUUGCAAGAGCAGUUGUAAAUCCUGAAACCAAACCAAUUGCAUUCUGAAUGUUGUCAUUUUGUCCCUUUUUUAGUUACUACAACUAUAUACGGGUCUGUUUUUACAACCACUGUCAUACAUUAAUAUAACGAAACUAAAUCCACUGGAAAUGUAAACUUUUAUUCAUUUUAACACUGUUUGUUUUUAUUCUGAGAAAUGUCUAAGAUUCUGAAUGUAUUCAAGGAGAAGUCUGGUCAAAAAAGUGCAAACGUUGCUGACGAGGAGUGAAAGAAACAUCCACCAGUCAGCGUUGUUUCAUUUGGCUAAUAUGUAAUUUAUAUCAUCCACCAGUAGUUAAUCACUUCUUUUGUGUAAGUCAUAGUUGCGAACAAUUACACUAAUGAUGUGAACUGUGCACAUUUCUGUGAACAUUGCUUCAGGAAGGCAGUGCAGGAAUGAAUCCUUCACAGAUGCGUUAUAUCAGGGGGAAGACACUUGUGUUGCUCUUUUGAGAUUUUUUUUCUUUUCCGAGUCCGACAAGCCACUGUAUUGUGUAGGAAUUAUUUCUACGCCAGGAAUCAGGUGAUCGCUGGACACUGGUCUCUGUUAAAACACUGGCUCUUAUCCUAUAGAACUGACAGAUGUAUAAAUAUUUUGUAUAUCUUAUGAAAAAAAAAAAGUCUUUUUGCUAUUUUUUGUAUUCAGAGGUUUAGAAAAUACCACUCGGUAUUUACGGUAUUAGUUUGUUUUAUACCAACCAAAAUUGGAGAUACGGCAGACAACGGCAACAUCAAACCAGUGAACAGAAGAGGCUGUGAAACAGCUUUAAUCUUCUGCUCUUUCUACGAUCUCACUUUACGAUUUUGAGUUUGCAGUAGUCAUGUCGACGUGCACUGUUUGAGGACGCAUCACACUGAAACUAGAAGACACUUUGAUGUCCAUUCGCUGCUGUUCAGAAAGUGUGACCAAAUACUAUUCUAGAUGUCUAUACUGUUGUAAAGGCUUUACUGACUCUAGUGGGGCUAAACCAACGCCAGCCUAUUCACAUUAACCGAAUGUCUAUUUGCUUUUUUUUUUUUAUUAUUUCUUUUUUUUCCCUCAAUUCGUCAGCACAAAGUGUGAUGUUGCUCUUAACUAAGUCUAUAGUGUAUAUUUAAAAUGUAUGUAUACUACUGUACACUGUACAGUAUAUAUGUAGUCAUAUGAAUCACUGUACAGUUUGGGGGUCUUUUUGUAUACAGUUUUUAACAGAUUGGUAUCUGUAGAUAUAUGUGGAUUUUUGCCAGCUUUUCUGUAGUUAUUAACAGCAAAAAAGCUGUAAAAUUGCUUGUAAUAAAUAAACGAAGAAAAUUCUU